This is a messenger RNA of Oreochromis aureus, 7580 nucleotides long. RefSeq names its product 4-hydroxy-2-oxoglutarate aldolase 1 (gene hoga1). The transcript has 8 exons. Bases 2856 to 3842 code for a protein of 328 amino acids. Gene Ontology annotation, molecular function: N-acetylneuraminate lyase activity; 4-hydroxy-tetrahydrodipicolinate synthase activity. The record is from RefSeq and is a predicted model, not a curated record. Gene Ontology annotation, biological process: N-acetylneuraminate catabolic process. NCBI's taxonomy places the organism in Eukaryota, Metazoa, Chordata, Actinopteri, Cichliformes, Cichlidae.
GCUGGAAAAACAAACUAAAUACAAAGUACAUGAACAUAAGAAGAAACAAACAAAAGAAAAAAUAGAAAUAAUGAUCUAGAACUUGGAACACAUGACAAGGAUCCACAGCUAAUGUGGAGAACGGGGCAAUAAACAGACGAAGACUGAAGACUUAGAUACACAAGCAGGACAAGCAGGGGAUGGGAAACAUGCGAGGACACAGCUGGGACUAAUUAGACAUAACAAGACAGAGAGGAAGCAAAACUGAAUACCCUGAAUACAGGAUGAAGGACUAUCAAAAUAAAACAGGAAACAAAAGACAUGGCAGGGAAACAGAUGAAUGGACACGUGAGGUUGACACAGUAACUGAGGGGAUGAAAACACAGAGACAAGACUAGACACUGAAGGAGGGAGAAUGUGAUCACAAAGAAACAGAAACACACUAAACAUGAUGAAAGAAUGACUAAGAAGCUAAGAGCUACAAUAUAACAGAAACUAAAUGAUCAAACGAGAACACAAAAGUACAAGAAAACCAAACAUAAACCACUCAGAGAGUAUAACCCAACUUAGAAUAUAAUCCCACCUGAUGCAAAACAGUCCAAAACAUAAACCCUGGGUCAGACACACAGAGCCAUGACAGUUGGACAGAUGGCCUCACAUAUGACUCUAGAAUACUUUGAUAUAUGGAGUUCAUAGUCAACUCAGUGACUGCAAAGUCCCCACGUCCCGUGGCUUCAAAACAAGCCAAAUCAUCAACCUUCCUCCACUGUGCUUGACUGUAGAUAUGCUGUGUUUGUUUGUGCCUUAUAGUGAUAAAUCUCCAUUUUAGUCUCAGUGAUAUUGUUCCACAAGUCUAGUGGUUUGUUCAAACCUAAACUGAGUGAUGUUCUAUUUAGUAAGACAAGACCUCUCCUUCAAAGAAGCCAAACUAAUUCAGUCUCUUUAACUGUAAUGUCAUGAACUUUAAUAUUAAACAUGAUAACUGAGAAAUACAUAGCAAAUAAUGUAGCUAUUUUGUUGUUGUUGUAAUUUCUCUGACCACUCCAUGGUCUGACACUGCGGUCAGUUUGCAGGCACAUCCCAUCCUGUCUUCAGUGUUUGAAUAAUUUCUCUCACUAUAGAAUGAUGGACUUCAAAUUGGUUGGAGACGGAUAUAUAACCUUCUGAGAUUGAAUGGUGGCAAAAACUGGUUGUCUAAUUAUCGCUAAUGUCUUUCCUCCCAGACAUCAUGUUAACACAUAGCUGAAUGAACCUUCUGCACUUGGCUGAUACUUAUUCUCAUUGUUUCCAUUGAAGCACUAAGGACAACUCAGAUUUUCUCACACUGUGUCUGCAUUUUGGCUUCAUUUUUUUUUUCUAUUUUAAAGGGGGUCCUUUUUGUCCACUCCAAUAUUCACUCUGUACAUUCAGUUAACUGCAAGCAUCUAGACAGCAUGUUUAUACCAUCUAGUAUAAAUCAACUGUAAUUAAUGGCAAGAACCGCAGAGAAUGUUAUGAUUUUGUCAUUUUUGUAAACUGAAUGUAACGAAUUGUUUUUUCCACAAGGUGGCAGAAGUGUAAAGGCUAUUAGAAGCUGGGCAUAUUCGUCACAUCCACCAGCACAGACAGCAACGUGUCAGAUCUGCGUCGCUCAAAGCUGAGUCAGAUCACUUUGAGUGACAUGUGAUAUAAGCUUGGCUAUAGUGAUUAAUAUACAGUCCAUAAAAAAUCCCCAACUGUUACACAUGAACACUUUUAGGCCCGUCUGUCUCCUCUUGUUACUUCGUAUUUGUCUGUUGUGUGACGUUUGCUGACUGAAAAUGUUCAAAUAUAGAAGAGCCAAUGUCAGGAUCCGUCUAAUUACAGUUUUGUAUUUUCUGCUUCUCUUUAUUUUUAUUUCUCUUCUCUUUUGCUUUAAAUUCUGUUUAGUUUCAGUUAGUUUCCAGAGUGGUUUCACUUUAUUUUUUCACAUGUUUCAUUUUCAUUUCAGUUCGGUUUUAUUACAUACAUCAGUGGCAAUAAUUAUGAAAAUCGGUACAGGUAUUACAAUAAAAACAAAUAACUUUCUGAAGGCAGCUGACUCACAGAGUCUCGUAGACACCCGAAAUCUCAAUAAGCACGUCCACCAAAGCGUCUGGAGGCAAGUUCUAAUUAAAAUAAACCAAAUUUAACUGACAGAUAUUACAACGAAGAAUAUUUCCUCUGUACUUUGUUUUUAUUUUAGCUAGUUUUCCUUUUAAUUGUUUUCAGGAGUCGAUUUUUAUUUAUUUAGAUUUUUUAUUGUAAUUAACUAACAUGUUUUUUUUCCUCAUCCAUUUUUAGUUUUGAAUUUAGUUUUAGUGAACUAUAAUGACCUCAGUCGAGAUGUGCUUAUUUUUAUGAUUGCUUAAUUAUACGUUAAGCAUUGAUUUUGGAGAGAGGAGAAACUGGAUUUGAGUAUAUUAUACAUUUUGUUCAUUUGUGGUUAUUAAACGAUUGUCAGUUUUAACCAGUUAAUGUUUGACACAAACAUCUAAAUCCCAGUUUCGGUAAAAGUAUCAAAUAAGCAUCUUUCUGUAAGUAUGUUUAUGUUUUCCCUCUUAUCCAUCAUACUAAAGGGAUUAGACAGGCCACAACUGUCACAGCCGUCCACAAGAAAUAUUGAAGUUAAAAUUUAAAAGACUAGUAUUAUUUUUUUAAAUUUACUUUAAUUUCUUUGUUUAUUUAUUUUCUUGGCCACAACAUGAUCGCUCGUAAUAACCCUUUUGCGUUUAUUUCAAAACUUGCUUGUGGUUGAUGAUCCCUUAUUGAUCCUGGGCUGAGCUGGGGAUCUGUGAACUUCUGCAGGAGUCCAUCAGCUGCACAGAGUCCCAGCACACCGCCAGCGAGCACCUCAGUCACUCUGUGUCCGAAUUACAAUGCAGUGCGUCCGGGCUUGGAGAAGUCUGAACUCCCUGUGCAGGGUGGCUCACCACAGAGCAUGGAAACGAUCCCAGAGCCACGCAGCAGCUGCCAGGCUGGACCUCAGCGGGAUUUAUCCGCCUAUUGCCACCCCGUUCACCGCCAAGGAGGACGUAGACUAUCAGAAACUAGAGGAAAACCUGCAGAAAUACGCCAAGAUCCCAUUUAAAGGCCUGGUGGUUCAGGGCUCCAAUGGUGAGUACCCGUACCUGACGGUGGAGGAGCGGGUGGAGGUGGUGAGGAUGGUCAAACAAUCGCUGCCGGCGGGAAGGCUGCUGAUAGCCGGAUCAGGCUGCGAAUCCACCAGAGCCACGAUCCAGCUCACGCAGAAGAUGGCAGCAGCCGGAGCCGAUGCUGUGCUGGUGGUAACACCCUGCUUCUACAAGGGGAAGAUGGACAGCCGGGCUCUGAUCCAUCACUUCACAAAGCUGGCGGACAGCAGCCCAGUGCCGGUGGUUCUCUACAGCGUGCCGGCAAACACGGGGCUGGAGCUGCCACUGGACGCUGUGGUGGAGCUUUCUCAGCACCCAAACAUCCUAGGUGUUAAAGACAGUGGGGGAGAUAUCACACGGAUCGGCCUGAUUGUCCAUAAAACCAAGGCGUGGGAUUUCCAGGUCUUAGCGGGCUCGGCUGGGUUUUUAAUGGCAGCCUAUUGUGUGGGUGCUGUCGGUGGAGUGUGUGCGCUGGCUAAUGUGCUGGGCCAGGAGCUAUGUGAGUUGGAGCGUCUGUGUGUGUCCGGGCGUUGGGAGGAAGCCAGAGUCCUGCAGCAGCGCCUUAUCGAGCCCAAUGCCGCUGUGACUAGGAAGCUGGGAGUUCCCGCCCUGAAGCAGGCGAUGGAGUGGUUUGGUUUCCACGGUGGCUCCUGUCGAUCACCUCUUCAGCCGCUCACAGAGGCCGAGAGUCAGCAACUGAGGCGGGACUUCUCCUCCAAUGGGUGGCUGUAAAGUGACCUAGGCGGAGCGAGAGUGCAUGCGUGAGUGAGGUCACUAUGUGUGGCCCUAUUAGCUGUGGGUGUAAUUAUAUCAUGAAGGGAAAACACAGCUGCCCAUGAAAAUAAAUAAAUAAAUAUUCAGUUCAGUCCACUGUUGAUAUUUAUUGAGCCAAAUCUAAAAACCUGUAAAAAAAAACAACCCCAAAACAUAAAAUAAAUGUGUAAAUAAGUAAAUAAGAGUCCAACUUCAAACUUCUAUUUGCGUUUUUGUUCUUCUUUUUCUUUGAUCUGGACUGACUGAAAUUUUCUUGGCCAAUUCCAAUUUUUCUCCAAGUGCUCUGCGACCAGGACUGAUUAACUUAAAACGAGCUGCUGUACACCCAUGUCUCGCUGACAUAUUUUAACUUUCCACAUAAUAGCAGGUGCAGGAUAUAUUGUAUAACAAAGCAAUUUUUUAAUUAUGUCCACUAUUUGGGGCCAUUGCUAAUACUGAGGCUGUUAGCUUCUGGCUGAUACUGAGCUUUGUUAGCUUCUGUAAAAUGUUCAACUGGAUGAGGUUGAUUUAAGUGUCUGCUUAGGUUUGUUGUAACAAACAUCAUCAUGGUGGUCCCCCCAUGGUUUACUUUGCCAGACUUUGUGUACAUAUAUAUGUACACAGUGUUAUAUAGUCUUUAAAUCUACACCAUAAAACAUGUAGCAGCUGACAUUACAGGUAAUGGAUCAAGCCAGCAGAAGCCAAUCAGACUCAGGAAGAAAAGUGCCUCUGGCAGUGCAAGCCACCACUGUAAGGUGUUUAGACAUUAAAACACUACAAGUAUGACAAUGUACACAAACCAGAAUAAGAAGCCAGUGACAGGCAAUUAGCUGCUGAUCUUUCCUGUUGUUUUUAUCAUGUGAUCAGUUAUUUAUUUUCAUAUUUUCUUCCACUAAAGCAAGAGGACAAGUGGAUGUAAUAAGAGAUUCCAAACUAGGGACACUUUUUUUAAGUGCUUCUUAACCUCAGCCUUACACAGGGAAAAAUAAUACCCCCAUAUUUUAGCCUGUAACUGUUAUUUUUUCUUCUUUCAAGGAGGUUUUGUGAUUACUCUGUCUGAUUUGUUUUUUGUCCGUUUGUUAGAGUUGUUGCACGAAAAAUAUUUCCAUGAAAAUCCUGCCAGGGGUCGCUCGAUCCAACUUGUGGAUCCAGUUUUGAAUUCAGGAAUUCCAUUAAAUUCCCUUCAAAUCUUUACGUAUUAAAUUGAAAUAGGAAAUAUGUCAGCCAUUGUUUUAAUGUUCCCAAGAUAACAAUAACUAACCUGGAUCCAGUUAUGAUUGGUUCACAGCGAGAAGUGGCUUUUCAGCCUAGUGUAAAAAGUAGAUUUUUGUAUAAUUGGUGUGUAAUGCAUUUGGCAGAUCAUGACCUGUUUGGCUUAAGCUUUGAAACUCUUUAGUCAGGACUCAUGUGUAACUUAGGAAACAAUUACUUUGUCUAAUUGUUAGUGGAUCCGUAAAAAAACUGAAUUUCUAGACUCAAAGCAGUAGACAGUAAAUGGAAAUCACAGUGGAGUAAAUACGAGUUAUUUAAUCACAGUAUUGCCUGUUUUGUCAUUAGAAAUAUGGUGGUCUCACAGGGCAUGCAUAUAUAUACUUUGGGCAUUUGCACCUACUGCAAUGGCAGAAAGUCAUUUGUAUGCAUCAGCCUCAUUAGUUUAAGAUGCCCUGUAACCUAAAGGUAAUUGUCAUGUAAUUACAGCACAGCUUUGGCAUGCUUUGACCUCAGGAGAUGUCUUAUUAUUCAGAAUACCUCAGUAGAGCUAUUGUAUGGAAACUAAAAGUACAGCCAGGCCACGUGUAACCUCAGGCUGAAUAACACUGAAGCCUCCCAAGGUCUUUGAAAAAUAAAAAAUCUGGAACAGAAAAACUAUCACAUCAUUUUGCUCUUAUUUAAAUCAGUCAUGUAUGUUCAGUGUGUGUGUGUUUGUGUAUAAACUAUCUCACUGGGGAAUGAUGCCCAUACUUUUUUUCACUAAUUUCCUGUGCUGAUAUUUAUCUAAUAUUAGAAAAAACAAACAGGUGCUCGAGAGCAAAUGUGGCCCGUGCCCUUCCUUGGCCAGACACAGCACUGAAUGAUGUGUUCAUGCAUGUCUGAGAUUAACUCUGGCCAACCAAAAAGGCCCCCAAAAAAGUUCCUCAUCUCAAAUAUAGAUUUGAUAAAUGUUUUCAGAAAGACCUGAGAUCAGCUAAAGUUCAGUGGGAGGCAGAGCUGCAGGUCAUGGUCACAGUUUGCUGCAGAAUGCCAGAGUGCUCUUUGAUGUGAAAAAGUUAAAAACCAUAAUUACUGUAAUUAAAGCCAAGUGUAGCAGGUAGCCAUGGCAAUGAGAGCCUUUGGCUUUUUCACAUAGCACUUUUUUGCUUUUAUCUUACCAUGAGUCCAAUUAGCACCUUUCUUAGCAGGAGAUAUUUUCAGAAAUACUUACAGGAUCAUAAAAAAAGGAGGAUAUGUUGUGUUUUCUUCUGUUCCUGUGCGACAAGGACACAGUACAGAUGGAAAGCUCUGAGUAUAAACAGUUUUGAUGAAAUCACCUGCCACUCAGUUUUAAGGACAUCUGUCUUACAAGCACAGUUGUAGUUUAUAAGUAAUGUUUAACCCUUGGUCUGAAAAUGUUCACUGUUUGAGAAACUUUGAAAUAGUUUUUUUGAAAAUACACCGAUUCACUGUGACAGACCUUUGUUACUGUCAUUAUUUGGCUUUGUCAAAUAUUGGAAGCAUUCAGGGCUAUUGAAGACACCGAGUGCAUGUCCUUUAUUUGGGAGAAUAUCUCCGCAUAAUGACAUGUGACAUUUUUUUGUGUAAUAGGAGAAUGUUCAGUGACUAUAUAUGCCUUGUCUGUAAGACUGCAGAAAGUAAUUUCCUUUAGAGUACAUGGCCUUAUAACAAUUUCUUUCUUUGUGGCAUGAGUGAAAGAUAAAAAUCCAGAUUUUGUGAAUAAAAGUGCACUUUAGUGUCACCUUGGUUUUCAGGGGCCCGCUUUCUUUGCUUCAAUACACGCUUUUUUGUGUCAAUUUUAUAUUCAAUUAUAGGACCUUUAGUCACUUUUUUUAAAGAAAGUAUUCAAGGACUUGUGUAAAAAGUGAGUUACUGAGCACAGCGUCUCUAAAAAGUCACUGUGAUUUGAAGCUGCGAGGGAUAGUUGGCCUCUGCCUAAACUUUUCCUCACCUGCUUGUUAGAUCCAGAGGAUGAACGGGAAAUAUAAGCCAGAGUGCAACUACAUACUUUUGGAGGCAAAGCUUCUGCAAUCUGAUACCCAGACAUGCAUCCCCCGCCCUUGAUAUUGCUCUGCUAGGUACCAAGAUAAGUGCAGUUUUAUAUGAGGUCACAUUUCCUUGAAAAACAAGUUUAUAUAGGGUCCAUGUACCGGACAGAGGAGGAGUUUGAUAUAUAAUAAAGAACCCCAAGUUUCUCCCAAUGACAAGCCAGCACCUUGCCAUACAUAUGCGGGUGUAUGAGGUUUUUUUUGAGUCAGUGGGUGAAUAACAAACACACUAUAAAGCUCUUUAAGAACUGCCAAAGUUUUAAAAAAUGAUUUCCUCUGUAAGUGCACAUCAUUUCCCCUUUGCCAGAGACAGCGCUGCAAUCAAAGCCCAGCAUUAUCACAGUAACAGGAAAUAAGUUAUCCUUUUAAAAGUGUUAUGAUGAUAACGAUAACUGAUAUUUUGAAAUGAAUAAAGAUGAAGCAAAGCUACAGUGUCAGUGAUGACAAUAUUAUGCAA